Molecule: messenger RNA, 4735 nt
Organism: Xenopus laevis (African clawed frog)
Lineage: Eukaryota; Metazoa; Chordata; Amphibia; Anura; Pipidae
Gene: trmt1l.S
Product: tRNA methyltransferase 1 like S homeolog
Exons: 16
Coding region: 93-2105 (670 amino acids)
Biological process (GO): tRNA N2-guanine methylation; tRNA processing
Cellular component (GO): nucleolus; nucleus
Molecular function (GO): tRNA (guanine) methyltransferase activity; tRNA (guanine(27)-N2)-dimethyltransferase activity; tRNA binding
Source: RefSeq, a predicted model, not a curated record
GGGGACGUUCCAUGAGACGUUCACGUCGUCGUGACGUCACCCACGGCCUCUUAUCAACUGGGAACUAGCAGCUACCGCUUGGAAAUUGCUGCAUGGGGCCAGUGGGAUUGCCAUUUGCUUUACUGAGUGCUAGUGACUUUACGGCUACAAAGACUGAAAUGGAUGGAAACGACUGUAAAUUGGAGAAAGACGUUUCAGAAAUCGACUUGGAUGUGCAUCUGACUUCUAAGCUAAAAGAAAAACACAUCUCUAUUCAAAACUCACUGAGAGACCUAGAGGGUUUGGCUGAGCAAAAUGAAGGGGAAAAGAAGCCUUGUCCUCUUUGUCCAGAAGAGACGUUCAAACCCUGCCUAACCAACAAGCUUCUGAAACAUCUGCAGAACUUGCACUGGAAAGUGUCUGUUGAAUUUGAAGAUUACAGAAUGUGCAUUUGCUGUUUACCAUGCAUGCAGCAGAAACCAUCUCAGGAUAAGGAGGGGGUGCCUCCAAAGACAGCAUGCCACUAUCACUGCUCUAUCUGUUCAGCAACCAUUAGCAGAAGAACAGAGAUGAUAAGUCAUGUUAAGAGACAUGCCACCAAAGGGGAGACAGACGGAAAAUAUUCUCCAGGCCAUUUUCAAAAAACUUUAAAGGAGUUGAACACACAUGUGCAAGUUUCUCCCAAUUUCAAAACACCACAGAAAACAGACACUUUUUUUAAUCCAAAAAUGAAAGUUAACAGGCAGCUGAUUUUUUGUGCCUUGGUGGUACUGGCUAAAGAGAGAAAACCAAUUGAGUGUUUGGAUGCCUUUGGAUCAACAGGCAUUAUGGGAUUGCAAUGGGCAAAACAUCUUGGAAAGUCUGUAAAGGUUACAAUUAAUGACAUAAGUGAAAGCUCCGUAGCAAUGAUUCGGGAUAACUGCCUCCUGAACAAUAUGAAAGUACUGACCAAAAAAAAGGAUGACGAAGAGGAGGAGAAUGAAGUGGGAGAAGAUAGUGGUGCUGCUGUUGAGGUUACACAAUAUGAUGCCAACGUCCUAAUGCAUUUAAGAGCUUUUGACUUUAUACACUUGGAUCCUUUUGGGACAUCAGUAAACUACCUGGAUGCAGCUUUUCGGAAUGUAAGGAAUCUGGGGAUAGUGUCUGUGACAUCCACUGACACUGGCUCACUGUUUGCCAAGACUCUGAAUGUGGCAAAGCGUCAUUACGGGUGCAACAUUGUAAGGACGGAAUACUACAAAGAGUUAGCAGCUCGCAUUAUUUUAGCUUCGGUGGCCAGAGCGGCUGCUCGCUGUGGUAAAGGAAUUGAGGUAUUGCUUUCCGUAGCUGUGGAACACUUUGUCUUAGUUGUGGUCAGGGUUUUGAGAGGUGCUACCCAAACUGAUGAAAGUGUUCAGAAGAUAAAUACGCUUAUCCACUGUCAGUGGUGCGAAGAACGGAUUUUCCAGAAGGAAGGGAACAUGGUACAAGAAAACCCUUAUAAAAAUCUUCCCUGUGAUUGCCAGAAAAGCAUGCAAGGAAAUUCUGCAGUUGUCCUAGGCCCCAUGUGGUCUGGCUCACUUUUUAACACCGGAUUCCUCAGAAGAAUGAUGUCUGAAUCUGUGGAACAUGAAAUGGAUGAUCUUCAUCCCUUGCUAAAAACUUUAAUCUGUGAAGCUGAAUGUACACCUCUAAAACAGUUUUCCCUUCAACCCAACCAAGCUAAUCAAGAAGAAAGUGGGGUGUUAAUCAAGGUUCCUGACACAACAGACUAUUCCGCAGACCCAGGAAAACGGAAACGUCAGGACAUAAGCAAAGCUAUUUCUAAACGUCUGAAGAACGAGGCCCCUGUAGAGCACCCUCCAUUUUAUUACAGCAUCCACAGACAUAGCAUCCGAGGGCUGAACAUACCAAAAUUGAACAAAUUCUUGCAGUAUUUAUCAGAAGAGGGUUUCAAAGUGAGCCGGACGCAUUUUGAUCCUACAGGAAUCCGCACCAAUGCUUCGCUGGCAACAUUCAAAACCAUUCUGGAGAAAAACAGCACAAUAUCAAAUACUUCCCAGGCAAGUAAUGUUGUGCAGACGGCCGAGAGCAGAGGGCAGGAUCUACUGACGGAGGAAGCUAUGACAGUUUGUGACACGAAAUAACUGUGGGUGUUUUUUCCCUUUGAAUUAUUGCUAUUUUCCCCCUAUUUCAGACGUCGGGUCACGCCUUGUCUGGAAUAUACCAGUAUAUGCUUACACGCUGUAAGCAAGGCCUCUAUGCCUUAGGGGCAUGAUGAAGGCUUGUUUGCAAUAGUUUUUUAUAUUUUGUGUAAUUUUAAGGCUUUCUUACCCAUUAUACUCGGUGUGCCUGUAUAUUAAAGAACUGUAUGUUCAGAAAAUGGUACUUGCGCAACACAAUUACCCUGAUGAAGCUUGUGUUUGUUCUUUAAUGUGUAUAAGCUCCACCUUACUGGCUUCAAUUAAGUUCUCCACUCAUGAUUAAGCUGUAGAAGGAGGUCAUGCCAACAAAAAUGGGGUGAUGGCAGAAAAUGAAAGUACAGGUAUGGGACCUGUUAUCCAGAAUGCUCGGGACCUGGGAUUUUACAGAUAACCGAUCUUUCUGUAAGUUGGAACUUCAUACCUGAAAGGGGAAAUCCAUAAAAACAAAACUUAAUAUUUUUGAAAAGUUAACAUAAUUUCAAGAAACUUUGCAAUAUACAUACAUUAAAAAAAUAUGCAGACUUUUCAUGAUUUUUUAAUCGUUUCUGACAGUUCCCUAAGCCUAGCCCCCCUGCUCUCCUGCUGAUCUGUCUGACUACUUUGCUGAGCUGGCUGACUACUGUUACUUUGUAUCAACAGCCAUCUGUCCUCAGCCUGCAUCCGCCAAACCCCACAAUUCCCUGCACACGUGAUAUCAAUAAGUAAAAAGCAUCAGUGCAAUGUAUUGUGGGUUAUGUAGUUCCUGCAUGCUGUUUGUAAACUGUGGAGAAAAGUUGUUACACUUUGUAACAUUCUAGUCCCUCCUUCCCUGCCAGGAUUUCAAAUGAUGCAGAGAGAAGAACUGUUAAACUGGAUUUCAGCAUAGAAAAUAAUGGCAUUUAUUCAUACUUUUUAAUGAAACUGGUAACUGCGAUGGUAUAUUAAAUAUACCAAAUUUUUGUUUGGAAGCCAGAGUUCCUUUUUAAAGGACCAGUAACAUCAAAAAAAAUUUUUUCAAAAUUUAUUAGUAUACAUCAAAAAAUAAACACCAAGACUUCAACUUCUAGCCCUCUCACCGCUGCUAUGGCCUGUCACAUGCACAUACCUCCUACAAGAGUUUCCCUGAGCCGACUUUCCUUGCGCAGCCCACACCACCACCCCUUGGGACUCCGCAGCAGUCGCUACUAUCCAUACUCCAAAAGCCCCCUACCCUCAGGAGGCGCGCCAGUGCCAGCAGCCACGGGACACUACUACUCGCCCUAUGCCCUGUACGGACAAAGACUCACAACAGCCUCUGCUCUGGGAUACCAGUGACUGCCACAGGUGGGCCCCUUCCUAAGGAAUAAGGAUCUGCUGUCCAAGAUGAUCACCCUUCAGAAACAUCGAGGUGCAGCUGCUUCACGUCAGUACAACAUGAGAGAUAGCCAAGUAGGAGAAAUCCAGCGUCGCAAAAUGGAUGGUCGCCAUGUCGCCUUUUCUGAACAGGAGCGGAGUUUCGCUAAGUUAUUUCUUAAUAAAGGCUUUGCAAUUGUAAAGAUUUAUUUGUCUUGGUGUUUAGUUUUUGAUGUAUACUAACGAAUUUUUUAAAAAAAAUGUUUUUGAUGUAACUGGUCCUUUAAGUCUACUAGAAAAUCAUGUAAACAUUAAAUAAACCCAAUAGGAUUGUUUUGCUUCCAAUAAGGAUUAAUUAUAUCUUAGUAAUACAUUUUUAACAUUUGGAUUAUUUGGAUAAAAUGGAGAGUAUGGGAGACGGCCUUUCUGUAAUUCGCAUCUUUCUGGAUAACUGGUUUCCGGAUAACAGAUCCCAUACCUGUAAAUUAAAACAGACUGUGGGUAAAGUGACAUAUGGUUUUGGAAGAAACCCCAACUUUCCAAUAUACAAUUAAAGGUGCAGUACACCCCCUUAUACAACAUGAGUGCAAUGAAUAGGGCUUCUUCUAAACAUACUUUAUAGCACUCGUGUUGAAUAAGGGGGGGUAUAGUGCUCCCCUUUAAAAGGUUCUGUUAUUUGUAAAUAGUAUUUUUUUUAUUAAAAGUGUUUUACUUUCUGCACAGCUUAUAUUUUCAUGUUUAAUAUGUGACUGAACAUCUUAAUUUACAGCCUGAGAAGAAAGGAAAAAAAUUAUUCUAAGGAAUAUGUGGAAUUUUUAAAAUCCAGAAAAACUGCAUUUAUGGUGCUAAGCCCCCACAGCAUCUGCUAUAUGCAGCAAAGCUUACUUUUGUUUAAAAAAAAAAAAACAACUUUACAAAUAGUUUAAUAUAAAUAACAACGUAAAGUUUUUUUUGCAGAACGGCAUAUUUUUACUAGGGUUGCACCAAAUCCACUACUGAAUCCCAAAGCUUUCAUGAAGGAUGUAUUUGAAUAUGCAAAUUACAGCCAGGAAUAAAUAAAAAAAAAAAUUGUGUGUGGGGGAAAAAAUGUUUGUUUCCUUAUUUGUGCAGCGAAAAGUCAUGUGAUUUUUAAGGGUUCGGCUUUGUUUCAGCCAAGCUAAUGGAUUUGUGAAUCCCUGAUAUUUAUUUGUUGGGUUUUUUUUGGAAUAUGGAAAUAGUUGAAAGUUUUGCCUAAUUUAGGAAUAAACCUUUUUUGUUUAGAA